Neurospora crassa OR74A is the source of this 1940-nucleotide messenger RNA. RefSeq lists its product as hypothetical. The coding region runs from base 425 to 1657 and encodes 410 amino acids. The record is from RefSeq and is a predicted model, not a curated record. Lineage: Eukaryota; Fungi; Ascomycota; Sordariomycetes; Sordariales; Sordariaceae. The transcript has 3 exons.
GGGGGCUCAUUUUUUCUCUGGAAUUUUACCUUCUUGGCCAUACCCUGCUUUGGCAGUAGUGGUCAAGACUCAAGAGAGGCGGCAGUGAAGAAAAAGCUGCCUGAAUUGGUUUGGGUCUUGUGUGUAGCAAGUGCGGGACCCUUAAUAUGCUAAGCAAGCUGGGGUGUCCUGGCUUAAGCAAUCCCCAUCCUUUUGCGUAUACGGCAUAAGACAGCCAUAGAACCCGCAUUUUCGAGCACGUUCCCACUGGACUUGAGCUUAGUUGUUGCUGUCCAAGAAUCGCAUAUGCCGAUCCGUUCUUGGUGACAAGUGCAAAGAACAACGAUAAUAAGGACGGCAGCCGUUCUUUCACGAGGACCGAUAUAACUCGGCGCGCCCGCCCUUGAACGGUGUCCGGCAUCCGAAGCCGUGAGCCCAGGCCGCUAUGUCCGGCACUACCAGCACCGACCCGAGGAUAACGGCGGCGAUCGAGGCUGGGCGAAUCCCGAAAGGAAUCAGCAUUGCCUGGUUAGAGCAAUCCCGAGACAAACCCGCGACUGGCGCCAUUAUCUUUGUCACCUUGCUGACGGGCGUCUUUGUGCUAUGCCGAAUCGCUUCAAGAGCCUUUGUGCUGAGGCGAACCGGACUUGAUGACUGGUUAGCGCUACUGAGUCUGGCCCUUCUUAUAGCGUUUGUGGUGCUGGAUAUCCAAUCGAUCGACAUUGGAUCGGGGCGGCACUAUGAUUAUAUCAUAUACGUGCUGACGCCGGAGGAGGUCAACCGCAGUGAGAUUGUCGACUUUGCGGCACACAUUGUCUACACGGUGGCGUUGCUGAUCUGUCGUGUAUCGGGCUUGACCUUUUACCACCGCAUCUGCAGCAUCCACCGCGGGUUCCGACUGGCGAUUCAGGUGCUGAUGGGCGUCCUGGUGGCGGGCUUCCUGCCGCAGCUGUUCCUCAUCAUUUUCCACUGUACUCCGGUGACGGGACUGUGGCCAUACACGCAGACCAACAACUGGCAGGAGGGCGUCGAGGACUACGAGUGCUUGCCAUGGGGUCUCGUGUACAGUGUCAACUCGGCCGUGUCGCUGUUUUGCGACUUUUUGCUGUUUGGCAUCCCGUUGGCCAUGAUCCGGAUGCUUGAUCUGCCGCGCAAGCGGAGACUGCAGCUGGCGUGCAUUUUGCUGCCUGGCGUCUUGGUUACCUGCAUCUCGAUUGCUCGUUUGGUGCUGGUCAUCGAAGGUCAGUGGAACAAGGACAUGUCAUGGACGUACAACGCCUUGUUGGCGGUUGAGGUAUCCGAGAUUGGCGCGACCUUGAUCUCCUUGUCGAUUCCCGGAAUCAAGCCCAUGUGGGACAAGUACAUCAGGAGAAGGGGCCACGAUUCCAGUUCUGGGGGACGUUCUCGUUCGGGGCACUCGACCAAGGGCGGCGGCACCAAGGGCACAUCGAUAACGCUGAACAAUCUCAGCCUGCGGCCCCAGCACCUCAACAAGCUGGGCUCCACCAGCGACUGCACGUACAACGACACCAAGAGCCGCAACCGUGACAACGACGACGACGACGGGACGGCCAGCACCGAAGGCAUCAUGGUGCGGGUGGAUUUUGAUUUGACGACGGAGAGCGAGACGAACUCGCAGUACCGGCGGUCCAAGGCUAUCGAAGCGCAAGUAGUUUGAGAAGGUUGAACCAAUGGAUGUGAAUUUGUUUACUUUUCUAAUGGGAACUGGUGAUGGUGGGAGGCCGGGAUUGGAGAGAUGGAUGUCAUGAUGGAGUUCAGGUCUGCUUGCUUGGCGCGGUUUCGUUAUGUUUUGCGAACCAUGAGGUACCAUAGAGGUUCUAGUCUAGUAUUUUAGCGGCAGUGGAAGCACGGGCCAUGACCAGAGCUGUUAGUGCCCCCUCACCAACUCUGCUGUCCACGCCGCCGGGGAAACAAGACAGGGACAGCUCAUCUAACGCAAC